Molecule: messenger RNA, 444 nt
Organism: Plasmodium fragile
Lineage: Eukaryota; Apicomplexa; Aconoidasida; Haemosporida; Plasmodiidae
Exons: 6
Coding region: 1-444 (147 amino acids)
Molecular function (GO): protein-folding chaperone binding
Source: RefSeq, a predicted model, not a curated record
AUGUACCUCCUCGAAAAAAAACUCUUCAAAAAAAUAAUUCCCAAUCGGACUAGCGUUUGUGUAACUCCAAUGAAAGUAGAAAUCACACUCGAGAAACUCCAACCGGACGUUGAAUGGCCCCAACUGCAACAACUCGAGGAAAGCGACAAGGACAAAAUGAACGGGCUAGAUAAAAAAAAGGAAAACCUUCUGAAUCCGUUCAGUGGAAAAAGCACCCACGAAUGGGACAAGCUAACAAAGUCCAUAAAGGAAGACGAAGAGGAGGGAAGCAUUGACACAUUCUUCAGGAAAAUAUAUAACGAAGGCGACGAUGAUACGAAGAGAGCCAUGAUCAAGUCAUUUCAAACCUCCCGAGGAACGGUCCUCUCUACAAAUUGGAAAGACGUCCAGCACAAAAACUACGAGCAGGACAAAACACUACAGGAUAAGAAGGAUACAGUUUGA